Messenger RNA from Colletotrichum chrysophilum, 1581 nucleotides. RefSeq lists its product as uncharacterized. The transcript has a single exon. The record is from RefSeq and is a predicted model, not a curated record. Lineage: Eukaryota; Fungi; Ascomycota; Sordariomycetes; Glomerellales; Glomerellaceae. The coding region runs from base 1 to 1581 and encodes 526 amino acids.
AUGGCUCGUCCAAGCAACGAAGAACGCCGCUCGUCCUCCGAAGCAUUCGAACUCGACGACGAACACAAGGAGCCAUUGCUGCCUGGCACACAACCACCAUCUCGGUCAAGGAGGAAAGGGUCUCUUCUGGCCUGGCUCAAGGGCAGGCCGCGAGCCGUGUUGAGAGCCUUCCGUCGUCAACCUCGAUCUCUCCCCCGACUCCUACUGCGAUAUACCUUCAUCUUCCUUCUCCUCAUCUUCGUCACGACGCCCAUAUUCUUCCCCUCCUACACCCGCCACCCGAAACAUUACAAGGACCUGCGGAAACGAUGCCUGGUGUCCGACAGCUUGUCCGGCUGCGCGAACCUCCAAAACGAAAAGGUCUUCAUCGCAGUCAGCCUGUACGACCCCGAAGGAAAGAUUGCCGGCGGAGAGUGGGCGCAAAACAUUCUGGAUCUGAUACACAUGAUUGGCGAGGACAACGUGUUUUUGAGCAUUUACGAAAACGACAGCGGCGAGCAAGGCGCCGCUGCCUUGGAGGAAUUCAAGAAGAAUGUGCCGAGCAAGCACAAAAUCGUCAUCGACGACCACGUCGACUACAACAUCUUCCCCCACAUCACCAUGCCCGACGGCACACAGCGACUGAAGCGCCUCGCCUACCUCGCCGAGAUGCGCAACCGCGCACUAUACCCCCUCGACCAGUUUGACCCCGACGUCGGAGUGGUCCAGUACGACAAGAUCCUGUUUCUCAACGAUGCCAUGUUUGCGCCGGUCGAUGCUGCCCACCUGCUCUUCAGCACCAACACUGGCGAUGACGGGCGCACCCACUACCUCUCGGCCUGCUCCAUCGACUUCGACUGGAACGUGUUUACGGAAUACGACCUCUACGCCCAGAGAGACGCGCAGGGGUACUCGAACGGCAUCCCCAUCUUCCCCUACUUCACCAACGCGGGCCAGGGCAUCUCUCGCAAGGCCAUGGUCUCGCAGACAGACGCGGUCCCCGUCAAGAGCUGCUGGGGCGGGAUGGUGGCCAUGCAGGCCAAAUGGAUCCAGAACAUGGACAAGCAGCUGCCCAGCAAGGACUGGCAGGCUCCUGCGCACCAUGUCAUCAACCCGGAUCACCCCCACAACGCCACGGCGCCGGUGCGCUUCCGGUAUGAGCCCGAGGUGUAUUUUGAUGCCUGCGAAUGCUGUCUCUUCCUGGCGGACGUCUCAACCGUGGCAGAGAAGGCCGGAGAGAUGGACACGGGCGUGUUCGUCAACCCCUACGUGCGCGUCGCAUACCGGAAGCGGACGCAACGGCUUGAGCGCUUGGUUCGUCACUGGGAGAGGCUCUUUGCUCUGCCUCAGGGCAUCAUUACUCACUUCUCGCGGUUCCCCACGCCGAACCCGCACCGUGAGGUGGUGGAGGGUCAGCGGUUCCAAGAGGAAAUCUACCAACGCAGGGAAGGGUGGAAGAUGGUGGAGCGGACGGGCCGCAACGGCAUGUUCUGCGGCGUGCGCGAGAUGCAGCUCAUCAAGGAGGGGCCGCGUGUGGGCAAGAACUGGGAGAACUGGUACCAGAUCCCAUGGGCUGAGCAGAAGCUGCACUUUCCCAUUUGA